AGCACAGUGAAGGUGCGACCAUGGAGCUCUCGCGCCCCUCUCCUCGUCCGACGCUGCCCGGACUCGGAGCCGACAGCCGCGCGUCUACAGCAACGCUAGUCUUACCCAAGAUGGACCACCGAAUGGCAUUUAUCCAAGGACUCAACACUUUGUAACUGCCACUGCGCGACUGUCUUGCGAAAGUUUCGCGGAAGUCAUCUACAGUUGCAGAUAUGCUCUCCCCGUUACUUCGGAGUCAUUCGUCCAAGAGGCGGAAGCUGUAGGACUGCACUUUGUAUCACGUGGUUGCACCACGUCAUCGGGUGCUGAAAAUUCACGAGAGCAAACGUUCCACCACGAGAGUGUCGGUACGCUUUCGGUCUGUGGUCCAGGGGCCACUAACUCGUGUGACUUUGACUGUGACGGCGUGUGAACGGACAGACUCGGUCGCGUCCGUCCCGCACGACGGUGCUCCUGCUCGUUGGCUGAGCGUUGCCACCACUGGAUAUCGCUCAGAGCUUAGUUUCGGUGUUUUCACACAGGAAGUUCCGUGAGAGUGCUCGUACUGAACUUUUUCAACGUUUUCUGCAAUCUGUGAUAUCCGUUACCUGACUGAACUGUUCAGAGCACUACACGACUCAACAGCUGAUAAACAGCGAAGUGACCGUCAAAACCUUCGAAAGUGAUAAGAGGUGCUUCAGGAAGGCGUACAAGAAGCCGCAUAGUGCUUUUCGAGGCCGGCCCCUUGCGUUCCUGACCAGGAGAGGCCAUGGAGCUGCACGUUGACCCGGAGCUUCCCGCUGUAAUUCCGCACGUCGGUUCACUUGGAACCAACCUCACUGCCCAGAACCAAGCUCCAUCUUUCCCUAACUCCAUCCUAGUGGAUGAGUCAUCCGGUACCUUGCGCUUUGUGCCGUCUGCAGAAGCCGACGCCGCCGCUUCCGCAUCUAUAGGUGGUGUAGAGGGUGGCCAGUCGACGUCGCCCACCUACAUCAGUCUCGAAGUGCACUACACCCUGAUUCUCAUCAUCAUGGUGUCGAGCGUCGCCGUCAACGGCCUCGUGUUCGUCCUCUUCUACCAGCGCCCGUCGGUGCGCAUGACGUCCAACAAGUUCGUCCUGAAUAUGGCGAUAGUGCACCUACUUCAGACUUUCAUCGUGCUGCCGUUCGUGUUCGUCUCAAUCAUGUUCCAAGAGUGGAUUUUCGGCGACGUUUGGUGCAAGAUACAUGGCACAGUGUCCGUGUGCCUAACCAUGGCCAAUGUCUUCUCUAUCCUGCUCAUAGCCGUCGAUCGGAACUGCGCCGUCAAUAGCCCAUUGCACUACUCAAUGACCAUCACCAAGAAGCGCACGAGUGGGCUCAUCGUCUCAACGUGGGUCUUCGCAGUACUCCUUUCGCUGCCACCACUCGUAGGAGUCUCCGAUAUCCAGUACCAAGAAAGCUGGGCCAUGUGUACUGUCACGUGGUAUGACACCGGUCUGCUUACCAUAUCUUAUUCAUGUGUCAUUUGCGUCGUGGGCUUCCUGCUGCCUUUCGUCCGGAUCACGUGGAUCUACGCGUCCAUGUUUCGCGCAGCUCGACGCAACAGCGCUCGCGCCCGGCUCCACAACAUAAACACCAGUAGCAAUGAGAUGAGUCCGCCCUCGUCGGCGGGGCUGGACGGCGGAGGCCACCCACCUCUCUAUGUGCACAGGCGGGCGGCCUGGUCCAAACGAACGUCAUCGCUGAGCCAGGCGUCUUCACUGUUUGGCGACGAGUGGAAAGCCGUGCGCACGGGAGUCCUGGUUGUGGUCUCUUUCACGGCUUGCUUCCUUCCAUUCUUCUCCAUGACCUUGGUGGAGCCACAUGCGCGAACACGUAAGACCGCGCUGAGGAAUCUGCCAGCCAUCUCGAUGUUAUUCCUCUUCUGUUCCUCGCUCAUCAGUCCGUAUCUGUACGUAAUCAGAAACAAGGCGAUGCGCAAACAUGUCCGCAAGAUGUUCACCUGCUUAAAGCGCAAGCCAAGCUUCUUCUCUCCACGUGGCUACCACUACAGUCACCAGAGUCCUCCGCAGGAGAGAAAGUGCUCCGAAGACAUCAGGGUGCCCGGAAGCACAGUCUCUCUGCGUUCUGGCGGCAGCGUCGACUACCAGAGGCCCUUGGUGACUCACUCCCUCUACCAGAACAAGUCGGGCGACUGGAGGAUCGUCAGCGUCACAACUGACCCAAGGCGACCCCCUUCUCGCCGGUCGUCCCUUAUCUUGCAGCAGCCACUGUGUGUGGAUGAUAUGGCACAACAGCAGCAACAGCAGCUCCAGCAAGAGCAGUCCUACUACCAGCACAAAUGCGGACCCGGGCUACGCGGCGCCGCCAUUAGGAACGGCUUCUACAGACGGGCUUCCCUUGACAGCUCCAAGAUCCUGUGCGCGCGAUAUCCUAGCACGCUCGAGAGGGAUCCCGAAAUCACAUCAGUGAAGUCCUCCAGUGGCUCAGGCGGCGAUCGUAGCAUGUCCUUCCGCAUUCGAGGUCGCUUCGCCAACCGAGAAGAGUCGACCGAAACGUGCGACACGUCGUGCAACAGCAGCUACAGUCAGGAGGAAUGGGGUCGACACUUCAUUGACUCCUCGCAGCAUAGGAGAACAAGCAAUGCUAGACGCGAGUCACAGAGUAGCGUAUCUGCUAUAGUCGAAAGUGUCGAAGUAUACCCAGCACCUCCUGCUUCUGCCAGCAUCGCGCAGGUACACCACUACGGCAGCACAUCCUCUGCGUCUGCUGCUUCAACAGCGGCUGGAUACCCUUGCCGACCGGUGCUGAAACGUGGCCGGUCCUUCGCCUUUGACGAGCACGAAAUGAGUGUGGCCUUUCCUCCGCAAAGGAUUUCCCAGUCCGGGGGACUCAGGAAGUCCCGCUUUGCCGUGGCGAGGAACUCUCCAAAGCAUGGCUCCAGCGACACCACUACUACCACACUGGAAUCCUUGACGUCGACGGAGUCUCAAGACCUUCCCAUCAUCGCGUCUCCACGCGCCAUGUCACCCACGUUCAACACACCAUACCACUAUCCGCCCACGCCAUUCAUGCACCCGCAUCUUCACUCAACGGCCCAGGGUUAUGGUUCAGCACCUCUCCCCUGCGGAAUAGCCCUUCAGCAGCAGCAGCAGCAGCACACCCAGUUGCCCACCGAGUGUCAGGAUCGAAGGGACUCUGGCUUUGAGGACACUAUGUUGGGGAGGUGUGACAUCUGUGAAACAAUUGUGAACGAAAGUGGCUCUAUCAAGGCAGUGAAGUUUAUAGAGCAUGUAUAGUUACUAUACAAAGGAGACUUCUGUUUAGGACGCCGAAUUUUGGAGACUGCUCUACGGGACUGAGACUAAGGCAAACCUCAUUUUAUAGAUGGAAUGUUGAGCUGGCGUCUGGUCACUAUCGCCUACGCAAGUGACAUGACCGUCUAUGCGCUGUGAAUGCAUAGCCACACAUUUCAGACCAACCGAAUUUAUGUUCCGGUGAAGUGGUAGCUGCACAUCAGGUGUCAAAUUGUACUUGUUUGCGGGGAUCACCAAUCACCGCCGUCGAGAAGCUCACAAUUAAAUACACAAAUGGCUAUAUACGUUCUCGUAAAUCAGAUAAUAAUUAUCUACCCGUUCAAGGCAACGAGUUAAUUUUUCCCAUACUCUCAAGAUUUCUCAUAUUGAGCAGAGCAGAACGCGCAAAAUUCUAAAAGCCGGAUAUUAUUAUCAGCAGUUCGCACGUGACGGUAGGGAAUUUGCAUCUGCUAUCUAGACGUCCAGCAAAAGGUUAUGACAUAUUCAGGGCUGCAAAGAACGGAUAUGCCUACUAUAUUCAUAAGCUUAAUUUCGCUUCAUAUCAUGGCACAAACAAUCGCCAUGCGAGAGUGGUUUUGAAAAACUGUAACACAACUAAUGAAAAGAUACAAAGAAUGGAGUUACCUGUGUUGUGGCUGUGUGUGCGGGACUUCGACAACUUGGCACUAAUCCAUCGGACAGAUCUGCAAGCCCGAAGAACACCUGUGUGACUGCGGGACAUUUUUUUCACCUUAUCGUGAGUGUUAUAGUGCUGUGUGUAAAUAUUGAUUGUGUUGGUACGGAAGUCAAGCAGAAAAUCAGAGAAAGUUCACUUGGUCUGUUACAAUCUCGUGAUGCAUUUCAAGAGAUGAUCGUGCCUAAAGCGCCCAGUGUAAAAUGAUACGCUGAUAAUAUUUGUUCAUAUUUUGUGAAUCUGUGUUACAAAGUUUAUGAAUGUUGUAGGGAACGCAGACCCUGAUGGAAAUUGUUUCUUACAAUCACUAGCAUAAUCAGCCAUAACUCAUGGUAUAUAACAACGUGGCGUGAUAUUUUAACGCUGCUACAAUGCUAAUGUUGCAGUGUGUACGCGUACUAAACGACAAGUUGUUGUCGAUGAACCCUUAUAGUGCAUGGAACAAUUACAUAUUUUUGCCGGAUUUUUAACUUGAUUUUAUAAUUCAGCUCAACUCGUGAUGAUCAAGAGUCCUUGUUUUACUUUGCAUUUAAAAUCCCAUUUUGCAAGUAAUCGAUGACGUACAAACUAGCCACUGCAUAUUUAAAAGAGUAUUUUUUUUUCAUUUCAAACGAAAGGGUAUACCUGAGGUUUUGCGUAUAACACCUGUUAUUUUACAGUUGCAUUGAGGCGCACAAGUAUUUUUAAUGUACGCUACAGGGCACAUGCCAAACACUUGAAAACUGUACCAUGAUCACCAUAAACGCUUAUUUGUGCCAAUGAUCGAAUCUGAGAGGGAAAUACCUCAAUAAAAUAAUUUUAAAUCAUUUUGUUAGAACAACUAGCAUGAUGAGAAGGGGAGAAGGAGGAGUACGGUGAACUUUACAAAAAUUCUGGUUAUAACUAAUAAUUAGGUGGAGAGUGUCCUACGCGGCACUCUUUUUUUCUGUUAGUAUAGUUGCUGAAACAUUGAACUUUUACUUCUGCUUAAAGUGGAACCAGAACUGAGCCUCUCGUGCCGACCUGUGUUAUGCAAGGUGUAUAUUGGUGAACCUGUCGAUAUGAUAGAAGAGAAUGCGUUGAAGGACAACAGGGUGACAACAAACAAGUCUCUUUAAAGCUUAGCUAUGUGUGGCUCUUUUGUCCGCGUGUGGGUUUUGCCUGUAAUCAAACGGUAAACGCCAACUAACUGUGAGAGUGGCGUUACGCCAAACGGAACUUUCGUCUUUCGUAGCAUUCCACUGCAACUCGCUUGAGCCACAUUGUUUUCUAGCACCUGUGAUUGUACAUAAAUCGAAACAGCGUGUAAUGCUUUCACUCGAUAAACUGUUACUAGGUGUACUCUCACCACGCUUGUGCGCGACGUGAUUUUAUGUCUGUGCGAUUUAAGAUAAUUUUUUUCUUCUAUCAAUUAAGUUUUGUAAAAACGUUUAUCCGUUGUUUGUCUUGCUUGUGCUGUCAUCUGUAUUCAACACUUUGUCCCUCUUCAGUAGUGCAGCUAACAAAUGUGUACGUUUUUGCCACGUAGACGUUUGUAUGUUGUGGUGGUUGAAGUGCCGGUGUCCCUUGGUUUUGUGUGUGCGUUUUCCGUGAAAUAGCCGAUUGCACAUAUUUAUUGGAUAGUCAAUAGCCCCAAUACGUUAUUUCGUGCUGUCACAAGGCGACUCAUGCGCGGUAUUAGAAAUGUAACUCGCAAAUAGUGCCGAUCUGUUGGCUUCCGAAUUUCAUAAUCAUUACCGAAUUUCUUAUGUUACUACGACGAAAGCUAGAAGGCCUAUAUUUUAAAGAAAAGUGGUGGCCCAUUACGUGGAAAUAUAAUGAGAGAGAAAUAAACCUCUAGGACGAUGUUGAAUACUCGCCUGACAAAUGGUUGCAAAAUCUAUUAAGAUUUGUACCCGGCGUUUUAAAUUGUAAACCUAAACUGCAAACUGUAAAUUCUGUAAACUUCUAAGUCUCCCUAUUUCUAGCACCAAAACAAGAAAGGAAAAGUACAGAUCUGCCUAAUGAAAUAGCUAAAGUCUGAAUAGCUGCCUGAAAAAAAUUGAUUUGAAGAACGUUAGCGAUGCUGACUAGUAAUGGAAACAUGCUUGAAAACUUAAACUUGCAGUACACGAGUUUAACGCCCUGUUAUAGGAAAUGUUCCAAACGUGGCUCUAAUCAAACUGCAGAAAAAAGUGUCCCAGAAACUGAACACCCGGGUGUAGUUGUAGUUUCUUGCUACAGUACAUCGAGGCGAGGCUCUUGCCACACUAUCAACAUAUUUACGGCAGGGACGUCACCAACGAGCACAAGUGCAGAUGCGACUAUGGUUGAACUGAAUGUUUCAAUUUGGGCCAUCUGCCUUGCACUAUUUAGCGCGUGAGGCUGCUGCUCUACAAAGAAGGGGCCAAAUUUGCCACUCACUGCCGCAAUGUUCUCGAGCUUUAGCUGUUCGUUCCUUUCACUGUUUAGAUGUUGUUCACCAAGAUAACCUCCGUUAUCUCUGUAAAACGCACAUCGUUCUUGUCUUGUUUCGUCUAGCACACGUGAUUGAUAGGCACAGAGCGACGUACACGUCCAAGAUUGUCUAUAGUUGAAAGGAUGAAAGACCCAAGAGAGAGACCGCGUGAUCCAACAUCACUCGUUUAUUUCUGCACACACAGAGAAUUUAUGGCUCGGUGACUUCCAGCAAGCGGCGAGUUACAUUAUGAAGGCCAUGGUGGGAGCCAGUUUUUCAAACGGAAAACAAUGGAUACAUUGUCACUGGUAACAAGAAUAGUAGCUAUUUUGUUGCUGUUUUGGGUGUUCCAAUGCAAAACAAAAAAUCUAUAAAACUGAAGCACCCCAUGAGUAGUUUUUUCAUUUCUAUCCUAAAUAUAAUUGUUAUUGGCGAUUUAUUCUUUAAGCUGGCGGCAUACAAAGGUACGUGUAUAUUAUUUCUUUUUACACUUAGAAACCUCUGCUUUACCUCGGUUAUUACCGCAAGUUCAUAUAUGAGCGCCGUUAGCACAUGAACACGGCAGCUCCCUAUUGCCUGGUAAUGAUAUUCAGAACAGCGUUUUUGGAGCAAGAUAUUAUACGGAGCGUGUUUACAAAUGUCACUUUGACCUGACUGUUGUAUUUACAACAUUUUAUUUCUAUUCUCUUGAGAAUAGUAUUUUGACAAUCGAAUCAAGGUACCAGUAUGAAGAAAGGAGAUAUUUACAAGAAAUAUAUUUAUAGAAAGCUGUCAAAAAUUGUAAAGGCAUUGAUAAGAACUGUAUUCAUGCCUUCCCUAAAAGAGGUUGACUUGAUGCAUCGUUAUGAAGAAGUGAAACACGUGUGCAUUCCCUUGACUGCUCCCUCAAUAAUUAGGCUGAGUCACUCGUGUGCCCGUUGUGUUCUUUGUUUUUCUUUGAGUUACUUUGGAUGUGCUCGCUUAGAAACUGCGUAAGCAGUGCGAGCUGCUUUUGGUAUUUAGCUAUCUUGAAUGUCAAUGUCUGUGUCAUUUCUUCCCCGAUAAGUAUCUUUUUUCCGGAACCUGAAUUGAUUAUUGCGGAGUCGUUUCGUACAAGACGCGUGUGGUUUUUUUUUUUCUUUUGCGUGCUGGACUGGGAAUGGUUUCACGACAGAUGGUGCCAGUUGAAUAUUUACAGUUUAUACACAUGCCACGUGUUUUUUGAAGUUUU
Molecule: messenger RNA, 7576 nt
Organism: Dermacentor silvarum
Lineage: Eukaryota; Metazoa; Arthropoda; Arachnida; Ixodida; Ixodidae
Exons: 2
Coding region: 749-3259 (836 amino acids)
Biological process (GO): G protein-coupled receptor signaling pathway
Cellular component (GO): membrane
Molecular function (GO): G protein-coupled receptor activity
Source: RefSeq, a predicted model, not a curated record